AUGGCAGAAAUGGACUCUGCAUCAAGUACCGGUGUGAAUCUAGCCUCUGAUAUACGGCGCCGAAAUGUCCCGCAUACUGAGGGGCCUAGAAGGGAACCCGAUGGCACGGAGGAGAGCAAGCCCAAACCCAAUCCAUCAGUUUCCAUUCUAGAUAAUUGGGAACCCCUGAUAAUGCCCAUUCUGUUGACGGCUGUAGCUAUCUUUACUCGCAUGUACCGGAUUGGUCGCUCGAAUAUCGUGACUUGGGAUGAAGCGCACUUUGGCAAAUUUGGGUCACAUUACUUGAAACGUGAGUUCUACUUCGACGUACACCCGCCGCUGGGGAAAAUGCUUGUCGGCUUGUCGGGUUAUCUUGCCGGUUACAAUGGGUCGUUCGAAUUCAAAUCUGGUGAUAAGUAUCCGGAAGAAGUUAAUUAUACAUUCAUGCGCGUCUUUAACGCUGCAUUCGGCGUCGCGUGCGUGCCACUUGCUUAUUAUACAGCACGAGAACUUGGCUUUCGCAGAGCUACUAUCUGGCUCGUGAGUUUGAUGGUGCUACUUGAUAACUCAUACGCAACCAUCUCAAGGUUUAUAUUACUGGAUUCCAUGCUGCUCUGUUUCACGUUCACUACCACCUUCUGUUGGGCAAAGUUUCACAGACUACAACAUGCGAGUUUCUCCAUUGAAUGGUUUGUCUGGCUAUUCCUGACCGGGAUAAGCAUCGGUUGUGUGUGCAGUGUGAAGUGGGUAGGUUUCUUUUGCACAGCGCUUGUAGGCCUCUAUACGAUCGAGGAUCUAUGGAACAAAUUUGGCGAUCUAAAGAUGUCAGAGGUCGUCCUUGCCAAGCAUCUCAUGGCUCGUGUGGUGGGGCUGAUCAUUAUACCUGUUUUGGUUUAUAUGUUUUCAUUCUACCUGCAUUUCAUGGUUCUCGAAAAUAGUGGACCGGGCGACGCCCAAAUGAGUUCACUUUUCCAGGCCAACCUGAGAGGAACUGAGGUCGGGAAAGAUAGCCCCCUGGAAAUUGCUCUUGGUUCUAGAGUCACACUGAAGAACAUGGGUUACGGUGGCGGACUUCUCCAUUCGCAUAUCCAGACAUACCCCGAGGGGUCCAACCAGCAACAGGUUACCUGUUAUCACCACAAGGACGCCAACAACGACUGGUUCAUCUACCCAAGCCGCCGCGAGCCAGAGUAUGAUCCGAGUGCGCCUCUAAAGUUUGUCGGCGAUGGUGAUGUCAUUCGUCUUAUUCAUGGACAGACAGGCCGGAAUUUACACUCUCAUGCUAUUUCUGCACCAAUUACCAAGUCUCACUACGAAGUCUCAUGCUAUGGCAAUAUCACUAUCGGUGAUGAUAAAGAUCAUUGGUUGGUUGAGGUUGUUGAUGAUGUUGCAUCGAAGGAUAGAAGUAAAAUCCGCACUCUUACCACUGCCUUUCGCUUGCGACAUCCUGUUCUGGGUUGUUAUUUACGAGCAGGCAACGUUAAUCUCCCCCAAUGGGGAUUCAAACAGAUUGAAGCCACAUGCGUGAAGGAGAACAAACCGAGCGAUGUUUACACACACUGGAAUGUCGAGUCUCAUGCUAACGACCGGCUUCCACCGGGUGAUCCGGGAUCCUAUAAGUCGCCUUUCAUGAAAGACUUUAUCCAUUUGAAUGAUGAUCUCGCCUCAAAAUUUUGGCAGUGGCCUAUACUUAAUGUUGGGCUUCGGAUGUGCUCCUGGGACGACAAUACUAUCAAAUACUAUCUCCUUGGCAACCCAUUCGUUUACUGGGGAAGUACGAUUAGCCUUGGCGUCUUUGGGCUCUUGGUAUUAUGGUAUCUCGUGCGCUGGCAGCGAGGUUACAAUGAGCUUUCCCAAGCAGAUAUUAACCAUAUCCAUUAUUCUGGCUUGUACCCAGUCAUUGGAUGGAUUCUGCAUUAUCUGCCUUUCAUUGUCAUGGGAAGAGUGACGUAUGUUCAUCAUUACUACCCAGCCCUGUAUUACGCCAUUCUUACCUUCGGAUUCUGUGUUGACUGGCUCACGCAAACAAUGAAUGUUAAAUCCCGCUGGAUGAUCUAUUCUUUACUUUAUGCUAUCAUAGUUGGAAUGUUCGUGCACUUCCGCGUGAUUGUGUUUGGCAUUGAAGGUUCAAGUCAGCAGUGGGGUCAUUUGGACUGGCUGAGCGGCUGGCGCAUCGCCAAUUAA
This is a messenger RNA of Aspergillus bombycis, 2163 nucleotides long. RefSeq names its product protein O-mannosyl transferase (gene pmt2). The transcript is spliced from 6 exons. Gene Ontology annotation, biological process: protein O-linked glycosylation via mannose. NCBI's taxonomy places the organism in Eukaryota, Fungi, Ascomycota, Eurotiomycetes, Eurotiales, Aspergillaceae. Bases 1 to 2163 code for a protein of 720 amino acids. Gene Ontology annotation, molecular function: dolichyl-phosphate-mannose-protein mannosyltransferase activity. The record is from RefSeq and is a predicted model, not a curated record. Gene Ontology annotation, cellular component: endoplasmic reticulum; membrane.